GCGGAGCUGGAGGAGUCCGAGCUACCGACGGACGCACCGAGGGUUCGAGCCAGGGACCCGGACCGGGAACCUGAGCAAAGUCGAGGACGGCUGGGCCAGGUAGGGAGGUGCCGGCUCGCAGGUACCCCCGGCCCGAGAUGCGGUAGAAGCAGCGCGCGCGAGAAGCCCGGUCCCCGGUGCCACCAGCCCGUCGCCCGGCCCAUGGCGAGCCCCGGCCUGGGGCUGCUUCUGGCGCUCGGCCUGCCGCUGCUGCCGGCCCGCUGGGGCCGGGCCUGGGGGCAAACGCUGGACCCCCCUAUAAAUGAGAACGGCACCAUUACACCCUCUGACCCAGGCUCUGGCUCCAAUGGGGCCCUGUCCCAGGCUGCCAUCACUGCCAUCAUUGUGGUCUUCUCCCUCCUGGGCGCCCUGCUUCUGGCCGUGGUGCUGGUGUUGCUGGUGCGAAAACUGCGUGAGAAGAGGCAGACAGAGGGCACCUACCGGCCCAGCAGCGAGGAGCAGUUCAACCAUGCAGCCGAGGCCCGGGCUCCCCAGGACUCCAAGGAGACGGUGCGGGGCUGCCUGCCCAUCUAGGUCUCCUUUUCUAUCCGUCUGCCUUGCUGUGUGACCUUGGGGGAAGGCAGAGCCCUCUCUGGGCAAUCAAACCUAGCCAGUGCUUAAGAAUAGAAGGGAAGAAGGUGCUUUAAAGACUCUGUCCCUGAGGGUGAGGGAGAGUGUGCUGCUCACAUUUUAUAUAUAUACAUACAGUCAGUAGUGAGA
Neomonachus schauinslandi (Hawaiian monk seal) is the source of this 759-nucleotide messenger RNA. It is a transcript of the gene CRB3, whose product is annotated as crumbs cell polarity complex component 3. The transcript is spliced from 5 exons. The coding region runs from base 202 to 573 and encodes 123 amino acids. Lineage: Eukaryota; Metazoa; Chordata; Mammalia; Carnivora; Phocidae. The record is from RefSeq and is a predicted model, not a curated record.